AUGGAAAAUCUGAUCAGAAACCCCUCCGAAUUAAUGAAAAAUGCCCAAGGUGAGAUGAGAAAUUUGGAAUUAGAGCUUCAAUAUGGUCAUAUUGGUCGCUAUGAGCAAGAUUUGAUUAGAAAUAUUGAUCCUAAAAAUAUUCAUUUUAGUAUAGCUGGUGAUUUAUCGCUGAACCAAGUCUUGAAAUAUAUUGAAACAACAGGCUAUUCCAUCUCCGGAUCCAUGAUUUCUUAUUACUCAUAUGAAAAAGAUAUUCAUAUCUUUGUGGGCCACUACCCUUUAACCCAUGAUGUGCAAAUCUCUCAAAAUAACCUAACUCCCACCCAAAUUAUAAUUAAAUUAAUUAUAACACUAUGAAUUUAUAUUUAUUAAAAGAACCUAAAUACUGCAUAGACUAUAGUUUUGUACUUCAAAAGCUCUAAUAGAUUUUUAUAUUCAGUUAUCAACAUAGAAAAUAUAUAAUGGCUCUUGAAGUAUAUAGUCCAUCGGCUAUUUUAAAAUAUGGUCCACAUGUGGAUUCGAACUCCAAUUGCAAAAUAGCAUUCCAUAUGGAGCAGUAUGCAGGCUAAAUGUAAUAUUAAUCAUGUGUGGAUUUCAAACCAAUGCGUGUGCCAUUUUUUAAAAAAGUGGUCAACGGUAUAAUAAAUAUUUUCCCAAAAUUUUGUCUAUUUAUGAAAAGUAGUAGUGAGAUAUUAAGAAACCACACGCUCAAACUGAAGUGCAGAUAUGUAAAUCCAACUGAAAAUUCAAAUGAAGAAGCUGGGAUUGAUGAUGACGAAGCUUCAGAGAAAGGAGAGCAAGGCUCAAGACGCACCAAAGAAAGAAAAAUUGGUUAUAUCAUUGAAAAGGUUGCAAGAUGAAGAAAUUUAUAUAAUGGAACAAUUAACUCCAGAGGAGAAAAUGUUAGGCUCACUCUGGAAGAAGCUGCUGUACAAGUCGGAAUUUCAAAAAAAUCGCUUGAUGAUUAUUUACUUCAACUUAGAUUUGGAAGAAAGUUUGGGUUCAAUUUUGAAGAGCAUAAAGGCGAUAAAGUAGGAUUGCUAAGGGCCUAUGUAAAAAAAUUCAAACAAAUUCAGUCAGAAAUUGCAAAACUGGGACCAGGAGACCAGCUUUCAAAAGAAAGCUUGGAACUAUUAAAUCAAAAAGGAACGUUAGCUUGUAAAAGUCGCAAGUGCUGUGUGCCACCUCCAGGAGUGCUGAAGCUUCCUCUUCAAGCUCAUGGACCUCAAGUUGACAAUGAGUUUUUGAAAUAUGUCAAUCAAUAG
Messenger RNA from Blepharisma stoltei, 1265 nucleotides. The record is from the annotation of a GenBank genome assembly. NCBI's taxonomy places the organism in Eukaryota, Ciliophora, Heterotrichea, Heterotrichida, Blepharismidae.